UUAGGGUUUACUUCCAUCGGCAGAACAGAAUCACAAUUUCGUGGCUACUUUGUUUGAAAACCCUAGACGGUGAUUAAUCGAUUGAUUAAUAAUGGACAAGAGCAUGUUAGCGGAUUUGGAUUCGCUUCCUGAGGCAGAUAAGCAGAGAAUGUCUACCAUGAUCGAUCAGCUCCAAAUCCGUGACAGUUUGAGAAUGUACAAUUCACUGGUGGAGAGGUGCUUUAACGAUUGUGUUGACACAUUUAAGCAUAAAUCCCUGCAAAAGCAAGAGGAAACCUGUGUUAGAAGAUGUGCAGAGAAAUUUCUGAAGCAUUCUAUGCGUGUUGGCAUGAGGUUUGCUGAGCUCAACCAAGGAGCUGCAACACAAGAUUGAUGCCUGUUAACAUCUUCCAAUGGAAAAGUGUUGAUUUUUUGUUAUAAUUAUUUUGAACACAGUUCGUUUAGUUAUAAUUUUGCUCUUGAUAAACGACUUAGGGAGUGCUAAUUUGCUACGAGUACACAAUCAUUCGUGGUUAAUAAAUUCAUGAAAAAUGAAGAUGCAAUCACUGUACUGUAGAAUCCUGAUACUUGAUUGGGUUUUUUCACUACUUAUCAUUUU
Molecule: messenger RNA, 598 nt
Organism: Abrus precatorius (Indian licorice)
Lineage: Eukaryota; Viridiplantae; Streptophyta; Magnoliopsida; Fabales; Fabaceae
Product: mitochondrial import inner membrane translocase subunit Tim9
Exons: 2
Coding region: 92-373 (93 amino acids)
Source: RefSeq, a predicted model, not a curated record